This is a messenger RNA of Botrytis fragariae, 1320 nucleotides long. RefSeq names its product putative endoplasmic reticulum-golgi intermediate compartment protein 3 protein. Gene Ontology annotation, biological process: retrograde vesicle-mediated transport, Golgi to endoplasmic reticulum; endoplasmic reticulum to Golgi vesicle-mediated transport. The coding region runs from base 1 to 1320 and encodes 439 amino acids. Gene Ontology annotation, cellular component: endoplasmic reticulum membrane; COPII-coated ER to Golgi transport vesicle; endoplasmic reticulum. NCBI's taxonomy places the organism in Eukaryota, Fungi, Ascomycota, Leotiomycetes, Helotiales, Sclerotiniaceae. The transcript is spliced from 4 exons. The record is from RefSeq and is a predicted model, not a curated record.
AUGCCUGCAAAAUCUAGGUUUACAAGGCUAGAUGCCUUUACGAAAACGGUCGAUGAAGCAAGAGUGCGCACAACUUCAGGAGGAAUUGUAACGAUAGCUUCAUUGCUAAUCGUCUUGUACCUGGCAUUUGGAGAAUGGGCGGAUUACAGGAGGAUAACAGUACAUCCUGAGCUUGUAGUUGACAAGGGAAGAGGUGAAAAGAUGGAAAUUCAUUUGAACAUUACUUUUCCAAAAAUCCCUUGCGAACUUCUCACGCUGGACGUAAUGGAUGUUUCCGGAGAACAGCAAGUUGGUGUUAUGCAUGGAGUUAAGAAGGUUCGAUUGGGUCCUCAAGAAGAAGGUGGUAAGGUCAUUGAUAUCAAGGCCUUGGAUCUUCAUAGUGCCGAAGAUUCAGCAACUCAUCUUGAUCCGGAUUACUGCGGUGCAUGUUACGGUGCUACCCCUCCUUCAAAUGCGCAAAAGUCAGGCUGCUGUAAUACAUGUGACGAAGUACGAGAAGCAUAUGCGUCCGUUUCAUGGGCUUUUGGCCGAGGAGAAAAUGUCGAACAAUGCGAGCGUGAACAUUAUGGCGAACGUUUGGAUUCUCAACGCAAAGAAGGGUGUCGCAUUGAAGGUGGUCUCCGGGUAAACAAGGUCAUUGGAAAUUUCCACAUUGCUCCUGGUCGCAGUUUUACCAACGGAAAUAUGCAUGUUCACGACCUUAACAACUUCUUCGAUACACCAGUUCCCGGCGGUCACGUAUUUUCUCAUCACAUCCAUUCUCUUAGAUUUGGACCAGAGCUUCCAGAAGAAGUUUUCAAGAAGUUGGGCUCAGAUUCUAUUAUCCCAUGGACCAAUCAUCACUUGAACCCUCUCGAUAACACGGAACAAAUUACCCAUGAGGCUGCUUACAACUUUAUGUACUUUGUAAAGGUUGUUUCAACUUCAUACCUUCCUCUUGGCUGGGAAACCAACCACAAUAGCAGACCACAUGACGCAAGCGUGGAUAUCGGAACUUAUGGACAUUCUGAAGACGGAAGUAUUGAAACUCACCAGUAUUCAGUUACGAGCCAUCGCCGAAGUCUCAAUGGUGGUGACGAUUCCGCUGAAGGCCAUAAGGAAAAGUUACAUGCACGUGGUGGAAUCCCAGGUGUUUUCUUCUCAUAUGACAUCUCACCCAUGAAAGUCAUCAACAAGGAAGAGCGAACCAAAACACUAGCAGGUUUCUUGACAGGUCUCUGUGCAAUUGUCGGAGGUACAUUAACCGUCGCGGCAGCAGUAGACCGUGGUGUAUAUGAAGGCGCAACUAGAUUAAGAAAAAUGCAAUCAAAGAACCUGUAG